GUCUGGGCCACCUUUGAAGAAAGGCAAAACACGGGUAUUCCAUGGUUUGCAUCAGGACUUUCCAAGUGUGGUUGUAGUUGGCUUGGGUAAGAAGAAUGCUGGAGUAAAUGACCAAGAAAACUGGAAUGAAGGCAAAGAAAACAUUCGUGCAGCUGUUGCAGUUGGCUGCAGACAUAUCCAAGAUCUGGAGAUCCCUUGUGUUGAAGUAGACCCCUGUGGAGAUGCUCAAGCGGCUGCAGAAGGUGCUGUCCUUGGAUUGCAUGAAUAUAAUGAGCUGAAGCAGAAAAAGAAACCUGUAGUUACUCCUCAGCUUCAUGGAAGUGCUGCAGGUGAAGCCUGGCAAAAAGGUGUUACCUACGCCGAGGGUCAGAACCUUGCUCGGUACCUUAUGGAGGCUCCAGCUAAUUAUAUAACUCCAAUCAAAUUUGCUGAACAUAUCGAACAGAAGCUCAGAAGUUUCAGCAAUGUGAAGGUCCACAUAAGACCAGAGUCUUGGAUAGCAACACAACAGAUGGGAGCAUUCCUGAGUGUAGCGAAGGGUUCGGCUGAACCUCCCGUCUUCCUGGAGAUUCACUAUUCAGGUGGUGCUAGGACAAAUGACUGCCCGCUGGUAUUUGUGGGAAAAGGAGUUACGUUUGACAGUGGUGGCAUUUCCCUGAAGCCAUCGUCGGGUAUGGAUGCGAUGAGAGCAGAUAUGGGAGGGGCAGCAACUAUCUGUUCAGCCAUUGUGACAGCAGCAGCUUUAAAUCUACCUCUUAACAUAAUUGGUCUGGCACCCCUCUGUGAAAAUAUGCCCAGUGGUAAGGCAAACAAGCCUGGAGAUGUAGUUAGAGCCAAGAAUGGGAAAACAAUACAGGUGGAUAACACGGAUGCAGAAGGAAGACUGCUGUUAGCUGAUGCUCUUUGUUACGCCCACAAUUUCAAUGCAAGGGCUGUUGUGAACGCUGCAACGUUAACAGGUGCCAUGGAUGUUGCAUUGGGGUCUGCUGCGACUGGAGUGUUCACAAACUCAUCUUGGCUUUGGACUCACCUGUAUGAGGCCAGCAUUUUGACAGGAGACAGAGUUUGGAGAAUGCCUCUCUUUGAACAUUACACAAAACAAGUAACAGACUGUCCUCUUGCAGAUCUGAGUAACAUUGGGAAGUACAGCAGAGCUGGAGGAGCCUGCACCGCUGCUGCAUUCCUGAAGGAAUUUGUGACUUCCUCUCACUGGGCGCAUUUGGAUAUCGCUGGUGUGAUGUCGAAUAAAGACGAGGUGCCCUACCUCCGAAAAGGCAUGGCCGGGCGGCCCACGAGGACGCUCGUAGAGCUCGCGGCUCGAUUAAGUCAAGACAGUCACAAUACCAAAUAAAAUACUUAUUCU
Merops nubicus (carmine bee-eater) is the source of this 1363-nucleotide messenger RNA. RefSeq names its product leucine aminopeptidase 3 (gene LAP3). The annotation marks the transcript as partial. Gene Ontology annotation, molecular function: manganese ion binding; metalloaminopeptidase activity. Lineage: Eukaryota; Metazoa; Chordata; Aves; Coraciiformes; Meropidae. Gene Ontology annotation, biological process: proteolysis. Gene Ontology annotation, cellular component: cytoplasm. The record is from RefSeq and is a predicted model, not a curated record. The transcript is spliced from 11 exons.